AUACAGUUUGUGAAGCCACGUCUCCAACCAAGGCUUGACCUUUCCGACGUCAAAGGCAAAGCGUCAGAGGUACUUUCGACAGUAAAGGAUGUAGCUACCAAAGUUGUUUCCGAGGCUGCUUCGAAAGCGACAUCAAUAACCGGCUUAUUAGAAGAACUGCCAAAGGAAAUAACCCUAGGUUCUCAGAAGCUGUGUAUACAAUACAGAGACGUCCAGUGUCGGCCAAUACCAUCAGACUUCAAUUCGUGGUUUCCAAGGCCAGUCAUGCAAUUAAUCUCACAUCUUUCAGACAAGCCU
Molecule: messenger RNA, 297 nt
Organism: Fusarium redolens
Lineage: Eukaryota; Fungi; Ascomycota; Sordariomycetes; Hypocreales; Nectriaceae
Exons: 1
Source: RefSeq, a predicted model, not a curated record